AUCCACCUCAGCCCCCUCAGUCCAAUCACCCAGCAGGUAGAUUCCCACCAGAUCCCAGAGAGCAGUUCUGAUAUUCUAACCAGAUCCCGUUCUAUCCGUCAGGUUAUGGUGUGGAUCCAUGGUGGUGGAUACGUAAUAGGAAGUGCAUCUCUCUAUGACGGAACAUCACUUGCAGCUUAUGAGGAUGUGGUGGUGGUGGCGAUCCAGUAUCGGCUGGGAAUUCUUGGGUUCCUCAGCACAGGGGAUGAGUAUCUGCCGGGAAACUGGGGCAUGUUGGAUCAAGUUGCAGCGUUGAAGUGGGUUCAGGAAAACAUUGAGAACUUCGGAGGUGACCCAGGCCUGGUGACCAUAUUUGGAGAAUCUGCCGGUGGAAUCAGUGUUUCAUUCCAUCUUGUUUCUCCUUUGUCCUCUGGUCUGUUUCACAGGGCAAUAUCAGAAAGCGGUACUGCUUUGAUCAAGUUUGGACCUCAUCAAGAUCCAAAAUUAACAGCUCUGAUUAUCGCCAACGUCAGCGGCUGUGACACUGAUGACUCCCGGGAAAUUGUUGAUUGUCUAAAGAAACUGUCUGAAGAGGAAUUGUCGAACAUUGCAAAACCUCCCCAAGCAAUUCUCUCUGUCGUGGUGGAUGGUGUCUUCUUGCACAGAGAGGUAGAACAACUGCUUGAGGCAAAAGAGGUCAGCUCGGUUCCAUACCUGUUGGGAGUCAACAAUCAAGAAUUUGGUUGGCUAGGAGCAAAGAUGUUGAACCCACCCGGUUGGGAGGAAGGAAUGGACCGGGAGACUGUGGAGUCUAUCCUUAGGAACAUGAGCCUGCUUAAUGAAGAUUUCCUGAAGCUGACCAUUGAUGAGUAUAUGGGUGAUGUACAAGACAAGACCAGGAUCCGAGAUUUGCACCUUGAGCUGAUGGGCGAUGUAAUUAUGUUGAUGCCCACUGUCCAAUUUGCCAGAUUUCACCGAGAUGCUGGCAAUGCAGUCUUCUUGUACGAGUUUCAGCACCGACCAAGUGUAUAUGGAAACAGCCGGCCUGACUUUGUCAAGUCUGACCACAGUGAUGAGCUCGGAUUUGUGUUUGGUGCUCCGUUUUGGAACAAUGAUAUUAAACUAUUAGGAAAUGCCACUGAAGAGGAGCUGGCUCUGAGCAGAACAGUGAUGUCUUACUGGGCUAACUUUGCAAGGAAAGGCGAUCCUAACGGGGAAGGGCUGGUAUUGUGGCCACGUUAUGAUCACGACGAAGGAUACAUGCAGCUGGACCUGAAGCAAGAGGCAGGGAGCAAGCUGAAGGAACACCGCGUGAAAUUCCACACCAAGCUGCAGAAGCAAAAAAGCAGAAAGAAGAGUGAGCAGGAUGUAAAAGCUGAUGGCCAACAGCGAUCAGAACUCUAACAAUCCGACAAUCAGCUGUUACCAUAAGCCAUAGGAGCAGAAACAGGCCACUCAGCCCUUCGCAUUUGCUCCACCAUUCAAUGAGAUCACAGCUGAUCUGAUAAUCCUCAACUCCACUUUCCUGCCCUUUCCCCAUGACCUUUGAUUACUUUCCUGAUUAAAAAUAUAUCUAUCUCAGCCUUGAUUAUACUUAAUGAGCCAGUCUCAACAGCUCUCUGUGGGAAAGAAUUCCACAGAUUCACUUCCCUCCGAGUGAAGAAAUUUCUCCUUAUCUCUGUCUUAAAUGAACAAUCCCCUUAUUCCGAGAUUUUACUCUGUCAUCCUAGACUCUCCCACAAGGGAAGGCACCCAGUCUGAAACUCCCCUGUCAAGUCUCUUAAGAAUCUUGUACAUUUCAAUGGGCUCACUUCUUAUUAUUCUAAAUUCCAAUGACUAAAGUCCCUCCAUACCCAGGAUCAGCUGAGUGAACCUUCCCUGGACUGCGUCCAAUGCCAGUCUAUCCUCCCAUAGUGAGGGGCACAAAACUGUUCACAGCUGUGGUCUGACUAGUGCCUUCUAUAGUUUUAACCAAAGCCUCCCUAUUUUUACAUUAUAAUCCCUUUGAAAUAACUGCCAACAUAAUUUGCCUUCCCAAUUACCCACUGAACUUGGUCACUACCUUUUUAUGAUUCAUGCAUAUUAACUCUCAAAUCCCUCUUGCUUUCUGCAGUCUAUCCCCAUUUAAACAAUAUUCAACUUCUCUAUAGGCUCAGUGGUUAGCACUGCUGCCUCACAGCGCCAGGGACCUGGGUUCAAUUCCACCUUCGGGCAACUGACUGUGUGGAGUUUGCACAUUCUCCCCAUGUCUGCGUGGAUGUACUGCAGGUGCUCUGGUUUCCUCACAGCUGAAAGCUGUAUGGUUUAGGUGGAUUGGCCAUGGUAAAUUGCCAGUAGUGUCCAGGGGUGUGUAAAUUAGGUGGAUUAGUCAUAGAAAAUGCAAAGUUACGGGGAAAGGGUAAGGGGUGAGUCUGGGUGAGAUGCUGUUCGGAGGGUUGGUGUGGACUUGUUGGGCCGAAUGGCCAGUUUCCACACUGUAGGGACUCUAUGAUUCUAUACUUCCCGCCAGAGUGCGUAACCUCUCAUUUCCCCACAUUAUAUUCAAUCUGCCAAGAUUUGCACACUCACUUAACCUGUCUCAAUCCCUCUGCAGGUUCUUGUGUCAACCUUUCCACUCCGCAGAUCCACUGUCAAGAUCACAGUAUCCUAACUCAUUCUUAAUUCCUUCCUUUUCUGUUUCUCCCUUUGAUAUUCACUUUUUCGAUUAUUGUUUUCCCUUCCCCUCACCUGACUCUGUAAAACCAGGGAAUGUAGGUAUUGUCCCAUAACAUAUGGAGCUGGAUCAAUGCAGCCCAUUGUAGUGGGAGCCAUGGCGACCAGGCCCACUUAAUCAUGGGAGAUGGCCCACAUCAGUCUCCAGGCAACAAAAUGUUCUCCCUUUGGUCACGGCUGAGGGUGGCCACUGGAUACGAGAUGUCAGUGACCCAACUGGAGCCCAUUAUCCCAGUGCCCACCGCAAUUCACUGUUGACUCACAAUGUCACAGGAAACUUUCUCACAGCCCCCAAGAGGCCACUGAACAAACGGGGCCUACCAGGGACUUCUUAUCAGGCACCCUGUGGGAAGGGGAAUGCUGCUGAAAAUCCUACUCUGCCGUUGCCUCUGAUUCUGUACCCCACCCCAUAACUCCUUCCCAACAGAUAACCCCCACCUGGUCUUGGGCUUGUUGAUGCCCUCAGGUGACCAAUUAAGGACAUUGUCCAGCCCCUGCAGGAGAGGGAGGUAGGCCUACGUGGAAUUGGAUAAAGAUUGGAGAACCACCUUUGAGGACCUCUUGAGCCCUCUGAGGUCUAACUCCAUCCUUGCAAGGUCACCUUCCAACCACUGCCUUCCCCUCCGACCCACCCCCCAUACCCUGUUCCUUGCAAAGUCAUUGCCAUGCCCCCUUCACUGAGGGGCUCAAUCCAGACAUACCUGAGCCCCUCAGCUUUGGGGAUUGCCUGUAGUCCCAGCAGUGACCACUGCUCCAGGCUGGUGCUGCUGGGACUGUAGAGCUGUCAAUCAGCCAGAGACUGUCCAAGGGGGCAAUUCUGUGCCACAAAAGGGAGUCUUUGGGAUUGAGGGAGCCUCUCCCUCCCCUUCACUCAGCCCCAGGUGACUGCAGCAUCCUGUAAAAACAGGCCAUAGAGAGAGAGACGAAUCAUUGUGACACCGUAGAAGGCAACUCAGCCCAUUGAGUCCAUGCUGGCUCUGACUUGAGUCAAGACGCUGGUUCUAAUGGCAGCAAUCCCUUCGUGUUUACUGAGCAAAGUGCAGCUCACUCCCUGUGACGUAGCAUUUCCCAAUCAGUUGGAGCGAUGAGUAAAUUACUGAACGAGCGAUCCAGUGAAAGCUACAUUGAAAUCACCAGUUUAAGAAAUUGAACUCAAUUGUGCACAAUUCUGGGAAAUAAAAGGCGGGUUUUAUCAAAA
Rhincodon typus (whale shark) is the source of this 3889-nucleotide messenger RNA. Its product is annotated as fatty acyl-CoA hydrolase precursor, medium chain-like. The transcript has 10 exons. NCBI's taxonomy places the organism in Eukaryota, Metazoa, Chordata, Chondrichthyes, Orectolobiformes, Rhincodontidae. The annotation marks the transcript as partial. The record is from RefSeq and is a predicted model, not a curated record.